AGCCCGCUGGGGCCAGGGGACAGAGCAGGCCCUGGGGCGGUGGAGCCCGAGACCCAGGGUUCCAGGGAAAGGGGCAGAGUCCGGCUCAGCUCAUAAACAGAGCUGAUAGGACAGGGCUGGACGGGGGAGGGCAAGGACUGGGAGCCAGGGCGUUGGCAUGGGGGUCAGGGGGUAAGCUCUGUGCUCAGAGGAAGCCCCCACCCGGCCCCCAUGGCUUUCCUGGUGGCUGGGACCCUGCAGGUGGCCUCACAGAUCGCAGAUGCUCGAGAGAGCCUGGGAAGAAAGGGGAAGUACAGCAUGCGGGGCCCAAGGGUGGCCCUGACCCUCAGCAGCCCUGAGGUGUCAGCCUCUGUAGUCGCUGUCCUGGAGGGCGUGUUCCGGACCCUGGGCUUUGAGAGCUGCCAGAGGAGGGAGGCUUCUGUCCAGGGCUUCCUUGGGGAGCUGGCCGCUUUCCGGGAGCAGCUGGAUGCCCUCGGGGGCCCUGUGGGCUGUGCCUUAGUGGCCUUGGUGGCCCCCAGGGGGCAGCUGAAGCAGCCCCAGCAGCUGGUCCGGGAGCUGAGCCGCUGUGGGGCCCUCUGGGGCCGCCCCAAAGUUUUCCUUCUGCUCUCAAGUGCUCCUGGGGCUGCCCCCGAGCCCGGAGCCUUCCUCACUGGCUUGAGCGAGCUGUGUGGCCGCUUUCCUCACUGGUCUCUGCUGCAGCUGCUGACAGAGGUCUUCUGCAGGACAGCUGAAGAGUCCGAGGCCACCUACUGUCCAGUCCUUCGGAGCUCCUUGCGGGGCGCACUGUGCCUGGGCGACGUGGAGCCCUGGGGGCCCGGGCCAGAACCCAGCCCCACUGCUCGGUAUGACCUGUCUGGGACCAGGGCCGCCCUCCUCCUGUCCGUGAUCCACGGCCGGCCCGGGGCCCAGCACGAUGUGGAGGCGCUGGGGGCCCUGUGCCAGGCCCUGAGCUUCAAGACCACGCUAAGGACAGACCCCACGGCCCAGGCCUUCCAGGAGGAGCUGGCCCAGUUCCGGGAGUGCCUAGACGCCCACAGGGCCCCAGUGAGCUGUGCCCUUGUGGCCCUGAUGGCCCACGGGGGGCCACAGGGACAGCUGCUGGGGGCCGACGGGCGGGAGGUACGGCCAGAGGCCCUGGUGCAGGAGCUGAGCCGCUGCAGGGCCCUGUGCGGCUGCCCCAAGAUCUUUCUGCUUCAGGUUUGCCGUGGGGGUGAGUGGGGUCCUAACCCCCACCUGCCUCCUCCCGUCCUAGCUUCCCACACCCAGCCCUCGGCGACCCAGGACUUGCUGUCCACCUUCUUCAGGAAGCCUGAGCGCUGGUGCUUUACCUGUCCCAUCUCCGGGUCUCUCCGGGCCUCUCCUAGAAGUCAAGUCCACCAACUUGAGCACUUCACCCUCAGCUCUCGUUGUUCACUGCUCUGGAUUUUCUACUCUCAUGGGGCUGCCCUGGAGUUCUGGGGGGUGGGCUAUGGGCCCCUGGAGACCCCCCCCAGGUGUCUGCUCAGUGAAAGGGCCUGUGUGUCCCCUCCUCUUCCAGGGCAUAGGGACGCCGGUGUGGGCUCCGCAGGUCUCCCUUGGUUCCGGCGCUGGCUGCGGGCAUCACCCACCACCCCCUCGCAUGCCGAUGUCCUCCAGAUCUAUGCUGAUGUCCAAGGCAGCUCUCCCUUCCCCACUGCAGGGAGCUCUGACCAAGCAGACAUCCUGACGGUCUACGCAGCUGCCGAGGGCUGUGUAGCCUAUCGGGAUGAGACAGGCUCAGACUUUAUCCAGACGCUGGUGGAGGUCUUCAGAGCUGACCCUGGGAGAGAAGUUCUGGAGCUGUUGACUGAGGUCAACCGGCGGGUGUGUCAACUGGAGGUGCUGGGUCCCGACUGCCCGGAGCGCCGCAAGGCCUGCCUGGAGAUCCGCAGCUCGCUGAGGCGCCGGCUCUGCCUGCAGGCCUGACCGCGCGCCGCUGCCCCGGGGGUGCGGCCGGUGGGAGCCACAGCCCCGCGCCGCCGCGGACUCCACCCGCGGCCCCCCGUUCCUCAUCUGUCAGUGGGGGCGACAGCCCGGGCGGGGGCUCGGCCGGCGUCUGUGCAUGACCGAGAAUGCGUCCGCUCGCAGGGAGGCGGGGCAGCGGGAGACUGCAGGCAGGGUGCUCGGCACCCAGUAAGGGUGCAUCUGUGCUCCCGGGAGCCAAGCUGGGCCCUCCUUCCUGCGGGCGGAGGGGCUGAGGAGCCCAGCACGGGCCAGGCUGGGCUGGAUGUUCCGAGCAGGGGCAGCCGGGGCCCACGUCGCGGUCUCAGCUCCCGCACCCCGGCGGCGCCCCGCGCCGGGGCCGCGGAAAUGCAGGAGACGCGGUCAGAGUCUAGUCUGGAGCCAUGACACUCUGGACCGAGCCUUGCAGGUGGAUCGGUACUGUGAAUGAGGGGAAACAGGGCCUGGGGAGCGCUGGGCAGCUCCCGACUCAACGCGCUCCGGGGCCACGCGGGGGAAGAGCUCCAAAGGCGCCUGUUAGGGCAGGAAGGGCCUGCGCGGCCUCACCGGGGCUCGAACUCGUAAGCACAAGUCAGCGAGGGCGGUUCUCGCGGAGCCGCCUGGGCUCCUCUCGGCGCCGGGCUCCGGCUCCGCCCACAUAGAGUCCGAAGAGGCGGAGCUCCUUGCCAGUAGGAGCAUGCGUAUUGCGGUACAACACGCAGGCGCCUGAAUCAGCUUUAUGAGAAACGCGGUGGGAGCGCCAUCGGCGGGGCCGCGUGGCCUAAUGGAUAAGGCGUCUGAUUCCGGAUCAGAAGAUUGAGGGUUCGAGUCCCUUCGUGGUCGCUGCGCAGCUUGUUUUUCUCCCUCCGCUUUGCCUUUUCCCUCGGUCGGGACUGCGCCCUCCGCGAAACGCUAGGUCGCCUGGGCGCUGCCCCGCCCGCUGCCCCGCCCUCCGGCACCUCGGCGGCCGCCGCGCGCCUGCAAGGGCGGAGCUCAGGAGCCAGCGCCUGGUCCGCACGCCCGCGCCCCCGAGGAGCUGCGAGGCCCACCGGUGGCCGGAACCUGAAGCCACCGGCCGCGAGUCCCGGGGCCCACUAGGGACUGGUUGCACGAAUACAGUCCUGAGGACCAGAGCUGUAACAGAU
This is a messenger RNA of Neofelis nebulosa (Clouded leopard), 3104 nucleotides long. RefSeq names its product caspase-14-like. The transcript has 10 exons. Lineage: Eukaryota; Metazoa; Chordata; Mammalia; Carnivora; Felidae. Bases 211 to 1944 code for a protein of 577 amino acids. Gene Ontology annotation, molecular function: cysteine-type endopeptidase activity. Gene Ontology annotation, biological process: proteolysis. The record is from RefSeq and is a predicted model, not a curated record.